UGUCAAGAAAUCAUGACCCAGUUAAAUCUAUCGGAUGACGAUGUUGUCAGGCUGCUUCAUUCACUUUCAUGUGCUAAGUAUAAGAUUUUGACCAAGGAUCCUAGCACCAAAACAAUUUCUUCGACUGAUGUCUUCGAAUUUAAUUCGAAGUUCACUGAAAAAAUGAGAAGGAUCAAGGUACACAUGCCCCCUGUGGAUGAGAAGAAGAAGGUGAUUGAGGAUGUUGACAAGGACAGGCGAUAUGCGAUUGAUGCCUCAAUUGUGCGUAUCAUGAAGAGUAGGAAGGUCUUGGGAUACCAGCAGCUGGUUAUGGAGUGUAUUGAGCAAUUGGGCCGAAUGUUCAAGCCUGAUGUCAAAGCAAUCAAGAAAAGGAUCGAAGAUCUGAUCACUCGUGACUACCUUGAACGGGACAAGGACAACCCCAACUUGUUCAAAUACUUGGCGUAAAUCCGCAUGUGCCUGCUGAUGAUCAAGCUAGUACUGUGAGCACGAAUAUGGAGUCACACAAA
Molecule: messenger RNA, 509 nt
Organism: Salvia hispanica
Lineage: Eukaryota; Viridiplantae; Streptophyta; Magnoliopsida; Lamiales; Lamiaceae
Source: RefSeq, a predicted model, not a curated record